AUGUUUGUUCCUCUAGUGCCGGACGAGAAGCCAGCUUACGGCCCGCUGUACCCUAAUAAGAUGAUGAGCAUUCACUUAACUGGUAAGGAAGUGGACUGCACCAAAUCGCCCACAGUGUUUAAGGACGACUGCAACUACUGUGUUUGCGGGGAGACUAGGAAUUCAGCCCUGUGUACGGCCUGGAACUGCCAAGCCUCCGAAACAGCUGGCGAAACUGCACAACGAGUGAAACGUGCAAUAAAGUUGUCAGGGCUGUGUCGACCGAAUUCGACGUUCAAGAGGGGCUGCAACACAUGUCUCUGCAAUGCGGAAGGCAGUGUUGCCACCUGCACACCUAAAAACUGCGAAGCUGUCAGGACAACAAUUGGCGAAACUGUACGUGUGAAACGUACAGUACAGUUGGCAGGGCUGUGUCGACCGAAUUCGACGUUCAAGAGGAGCUGCAACACAUGUCUCUGCAAUGCUUUUGGCAGUGCUGCCACCUGCACACGCCAAAACUGCGAAGCUGUCGGGAGAACAGCUGGAGACCCGACAUCAAUUUACUGCGCGCCUAAUACAACGUUCAUGUACGGAUGCAACAUAUGUUACUGCGGUGGAAAUGGAACUGUGGUUGCCUGCACCCGCGCAAACUGUUCCAGACGUGGCCCUCCCAAGUAAGACCUGUCGGAUGCCCAGCGUCGUCUACUCAACAUACCGGCAAUGUGGAACAGAGCUAUGGCAACGGGAACACUGCAGAUGGA
Molecule: messenger RNA, 740 nt
Organism: Schistocerca nitens (vagrant locust)
Lineage: Eukaryota; Metazoa; Arthropoda; Insecta; Orthoptera; Acrididae
Product: pacifastin-like protease inhibitor cvp4
Exons: 5
Coding region: 1-657 (218 amino acids)
Molecular function (GO): peptidase inhibitor activity
Source: RefSeq, a predicted model, not a curated record